Molecule: messenger RNA, 225 nt
Organism: Nezara viridula (southern green stink bug)
Lineage: Eukaryota; Metazoa; Arthropoda; Insecta; Hemiptera; Pentatomidae
Source: the annotation of a GenBank genome assembly
AUGUGGAAUUGUAUUCAAUUCCUUGUGAAGACUAUUUCUAUAAAUACUCCUAGCCUAUAUCUUUCCUUAUACGAUAUCCUUAUCGAUGUCCAAGAACUGCCCCCAGACUCCUGGCUGGCCCAGUUUAUCCUGCACAUUAUCCUGUCCGACCUUGUUCCUGCUAUCGGGUAUCGACACCCAUCUCAAGGGCAACCGGACCAACUUGCAGUUGUCGAUCACGUAUAG